Engraulis encrasicolus (European anchovy) is the source of this 1950-nucleotide messenger RNA. RefSeq names its product voltage-dependent anion channel 2 (gene vdac2). The coding region runs from base 140 to 991 and encodes 283 amino acids. The transcript has 9 exons. Gene Ontology annotation, cellular component: mitochondrial outer membrane. Gene Ontology annotation, molecular function: voltage-gated monoatomic anion channel activity. Lineage: Eukaryota; Metazoa; Chordata; Actinopteri; Clupeiformes; Engraulidae. The record is from RefSeq and is a predicted model, not a curated record. Gene Ontology annotation, biological process: monoatomic anion transmembrane transport.
UCCAUUACAUUUCAGUCUCCUUCAGUUCGCCCUCCAACCGGUGAAGUUCACCAAGCGGUUGCGGUUGUCACAACACAAAGUAAUAUCCCUCUAAAAUUUCCUCGCUUCGUACCGCUAGCUUCACCUUCAUACCGACAGAAUGGCAGUCCCCCCAACAUAUGGAGACCUUGGAAAGUCUGCCAAGGAUGUCUUCAACAAAGGAUAUGGGUUUGGAGUGGUGAAACUUGAUGUCAAGACAAAAUCCGCUACUGGUGUGGAGUUCAAAACUGCCGGCUCCUCCAACACAGACACUGGGAAAGUGGCGGGCAGCCUGGAAACCAAAUACAAGAAGUCCGAGUACGGCCUGACCUUCACAGAGAAAUGGAACACUGACAACACGUUAGGAACAGAGAUCACAGUCGAAGACCAGAUUGCCAAAGGUCUGAAGUUGACUUUCGACACCACUUUCUCUCCAAACACAGGGAAGAAGAGCGGUAAAGUCAAGACAGCCUACAAGCGUGAAUAUGUUAACCUUGGCUGCGACGUUGACUUCGAUUUUGCUGGGCCCACCAUUCACGGCGCCGCCGUUGUUGGCUACGAGGGCUGGCUGGCCGGCUACCAAAUGUCCUUCGACACAGCCAAGUCCAAGAUGACCCAGAGCAACUUUGCUGUCGGUUACAAGACUGGUGAUUUCCAGCUGCACACCAACGUUAAUGACGGUUCAGAGUUCGGCGGCUCCAUCUACCAGAAGGUGAACCCUAAGCUGGAGACUGCUGUCAACCUGGCCUGGACCGCUGGCAGCAACAGCACCCGCUUUGGCAUCGCAGCCAAGUACCAGUUGGACAAGGAUGCCUCCAUUAAUGCUAAAGUGAACAAUACCAGCCUUGUUGGUGUUGGCUACACUCAGACACUAAGACCAGGUGUGAAGCUCACCCUUGCAGCUCUUGUCGAUGGAAAGAGCAUCAACGCUGGAGGCCACAAGCUUGGUUUGGGCCUUGAGCUCGAGGCUUAAACCAACAUCUACGUGUAAACGUUUGGGGCGAGGGAAUAACAGAACAGUUUGGCCUUAAGUCGGUUUCCACCUAAAACCAGCUGGGCAUUUCUGGAAGGGAAACGGGUUCAAAGACCACGAAAACCACUACAACGCAAAAAAAGAAUAAUAAUUCUCCAUAAUCUCAGUGUGGCUGGUGUUUUCUUCUGAGUCAUGGUUGUACUGUGUAAUUCUUGUUUUUAGCUUUGAAGAUAUUUGGGGUGUGUGACAAAGACCUCUCCUCCUCCACUGCCAUGACAAGCGAAAUGCAGAUCUCCCACACCACUCCUCAAGGUGGCUAUGUACUGUAUGGCAGUCGUUCUGAAUCCUCUGGAUUUGGCGUUAACAUGUUGCUGUGGGAGGGACUGAACUUUUUGUUAUCUUCAACAUGUUACUGAGGUGGUGUGGUGAUUCUAUCAUGAGGUACGCUGCUGAUUCAGUUGUAAGUUGAUAUUCCCAAGUUGUCCAAAUGAUUCAUUUAUUUGCUUCGCUCCAAAAGGUCACUACAGUUUUUUUUUUCCAAAUCUAUGUUCACCAGAGAGAAGUGUUUUGCUUCUUCAUGGUCAUGUUUUCUUGUAAGCCAUUGGGAUUUUGAAGGGAGAUUGAACUGUGCUGCAAGUCUACCCCAAAACAGAGCAGUUUCUGGGAUGGCUUUAACUGAAGGUCUCUUGAGCAAGGAUUACGUUGGGACAUCUUUUGUCGAUUUGAUUUAACACCUCGCCCCAUUUUACUACCUUUUUUACCCCCUUGUUGAUCAGACGACUUGGUAAGGUCUGCAACUGAGAUGCCAAAAUUGUUUUGUUUCUUUCCCUUUGGAUAUGAACCUCUGACCGUGUCUGUUGACAGCCUGUCACAGACUCCUUGAGAUGGCACUUACACAAAAUACAUGGAGUGAUCCUCAUGUAUGGUAUCAUUUUCAAUAAAGUCUUUGAACUCCAAAA